Auxenochlorella protothecoides is the source of this 936-nucleotide messenger RNA. RefSeq lists its product as hypothetical. Lineage: Eukaryota; Viridiplantae; Chlorophyta; Trebouxiophyceae; Chlorellales; Chlorellaceae. The record is from RefSeq and is a predicted model, not a curated record. The transcript is spliced from 4 exons. Bases 1 to 936 code for a protein of 311 amino acids.
AUGUCGGGUGCCGAGGAUUUGAACACCAUGGAGCCUGUGCACGAGGCGCAUGCCACCUCCCCGGCCCUCAUGACGGUGCGCUCCCUGCUGAUAUACGUAAUGCUGGCUCAUGCGUGCUUUCUGCGCGAGGACGACUUCCAGGAGGGUGAGGCGGCGCGUGAGCUGCCACUGAGCACCUCUGUCGUGCUGGCAGGCUCUGUGGACGGCGAGGGGUCGGACACCGUCGUGCCUGUGAACCCCGAGGACCACGCCUCCACUCCCAGCAUGGACGGCCUCAUCGCAGCGGAGCCUGAAGACGGCGAGAGCGGGCGCUCCAUGGUAGAGGUCUCCCCAUGCAUUAGCAGCCUGGCAACGGACGGCGCCGCCUCCGAGCAGGCCUCCGACUCGGAUUCCCACUUCACCAACGAGCUGAUUGCGGCGGGGGAGCCGGAGGAGUGCCCCGUCACCCCCAUGCUCUCCCAGGGCGCCUCCCCGGCCGCCAGUGAGGCCGGGGCUGACCCCGAGAUCCAGCCUGUCCAGCCCAUCCCCUCUGUCGAGCCCGUCCCCUCCGCCUACCCCGCCCCCCUCCUGACCCGGGUCUGCAUGGCUGCGGCCAGCGAACUGGUGACUCUCACCCGCCAGGUCAGCAGCAUGCUGGCUGCGCUGGGGUCCAUGGGCGAGGACUGCGCGCGCGGCGCCUGGGCCUCGCUGGCCGGGCUGGUGGCGGGCCUGCGCGCCGGGCUGGGCGUGGGCAUGUGGGCUUCGCUGCCGCGCGGCCUGGGCGGCGCCCCACUCCUGGCCGGCGACCUUCCGGGGCACGUCCUGGCGGAGCUGGUGUCGCGCAUCAUGGCGCUGCAGCGCACGCUCACGCGCCACCACGCCGUGCGCGCUGUGCCCAUCAUCGCGCACGCCUCCUGCUCCUGGCACGGCGUGGCGACGGCGGGGGCCUCCCUGUGA